AUGCGAGAGAGAGUACUAACCGAGCAUUUACGAUGCUCUACAAACGUUCGAGAUGCACCAUUUCUCUUAUGUUCCGCAACCUCAAUGGUGACACCGCGGCCACUGAAAACCGAUAUAUACGAAUUGGUAAUUGGUGCAAAGUGGGCGCCCAAAAUGUCCUCGUCGAUACAAAGUGAUCCAACCAAUGAUGUUGAUUCUUUAGAUUAA
Molecule: messenger RNA, 207 nt
Organism: Dracunculus medinensis (Guinea worm)
Lineage: Eukaryota; Metazoa; Nematoda; Chromadorea; Rhabditida; Dracunculidae
Source: the annotation of a GenBank genome assembly